UCUUAAAUGAUAAAUCUGGUAUUUUGAUGCCUUAAUUAUUUGUUGGUAUCCCAAAAUCUCUCCAUCUUUUCGCUGCUUUUUAUCUCUGUAAAAUGGCUCUUUCUAGAACAUAAAGCUCAACUGGGUCGUUCUGAUAUUUUCCUCUCUCUCUCUCUCUCUCUCUCUGGUUGUUUUUGCCUGCCUUGCUCUGCUUUUCCGGGAAAGUUACUUCCUUUUUUUUCCUUCAUAUUUCUGUUGCAAAACGUCUCCUUUGUUACCUUGUUUGUGCAUACAUCUCGAAAACUACCACAGGAAAAACCCAUCAAUCUCUCACUCAGAAAACUCUUUUCAAAACUUCUCUCAUUUUCUCCGGAUUUCUUUUCCUUCGAAAUUAUCGGGGAAAGCUUGUUUCUUUCUGGGAAUUUCGUGGGUUUUCUGGUGGGUUUGAUUCAGCUUGAAGGGUUAACGUUGAAUUGUUGUGACUUGAUCAAGGACAAGUCCGUAUGUUGAAAAUCUACCAAACCAGAACCGGCUUGAGUUUUCUUUAAGGUUAGUGAAAGGAAGAAAAAAAAGAGAGUCAGGAAUUAGAAAAACCAAGAAAAAAGCGUAGAGAAUUGAGUUUGUUUUCUCUGUCCGUGUCUCGAGAAUUGGCCGGAAUUUAAAUUCUGGGGAGAACGGAAAUCAGUUGGGAAUUGAUAGCAUUGCCAGCGAAGACUCUCUGUGAAAAAAUAACAGAGGUGAGAAGACUUAGUACUUAGAGUUGCCCGUGAAUUUUUCUGUCGAAACGUCAAAAAAUAGAAGUCUUUCGUAGGCCCAUUUCGCAUUUUUGCCAUUUUCUCUGUCUCUCUGUUUUCUAGGGAAAUCAAAUUCCGACAAUCAGUCUCUCCCUUUCCCAUCUCUCUCUCUCUCUCUCUCUCUCCCCUCUGUUUCUCUCUUUCUGUUUUUAUAAGGUUCGCUCUGUUUUUCGGGUUGGGGUGAGAGAAAUCUUUUUUGUUUUCGUUUCUCUCUCUCUCUCUCUCUGAUUCAGGGUGAGCGAAAAUCUCCAAGUUCGCUCUCUCCCCCCCCUCUCUCUAUCUCUCUCUCCAUCUCUCUCUCUCUCUUUUAAAAGAAUCACAGAGAAAAAAAAUAUGAUUUUGGACAAAGGGUCAAUGCAAUCAAACCUUGAGUGCUUCCUCCAUUGUACAACACCAGUGCUCCAAUCCCAAUUCCUACCCAAGUCUGAGAUUAGGAACCUCAACCGUAUAUGGCACCCAUGGGAGAGAGAACAGGUUGAGUAUUUUACAUUGAGUGAUCUCUGGAAUUGUUAUGAUGAAUGGAGUGCAUAUGGUGCUGGAGUUCCUAUUGCCUUGGACAGCGGCGAGACCCUUGUGCAGUACUAUGUGCCUUAUCUCUCUGCUAUUCAAAUUUUCACCAGCAAUUCAUCUGUGAAUAGCUUCAGGGAAGAGGCCGAAUCGGGUGACUGUGAGACAAGGGAUUCGUUUAGUGAUUCAUGCAGUUUUGAGAGUGAAAGUGAUAAAUGGAGAUGGGAUGGAUGCUCCUCAGAAGAUGGUGGGUUUGAGCAAGACAAUCUCUGGCAUGUGAAUGAUAGAUUAGGGCACCUAUAUUUUGAGUAUUUUGAGAGAUCAACUCCCUAUGGAAGAGUUCCUCUCAUGGAUAAGAUCAAUACAUUAGCUCAAAGAUACCCUGGCUUGAUGUCAUUGAGGAGUGUUGAUCUAUCACCAGCUAGUUGGAUGGCUGUUGCUUGGUACCCAAUUUAUCACAUUCCCAUGGGAAGGACAAUAAAGGAUCUGUCCACGUCCUUCCUCACUUACCACACCCUUUCAUCUUCUUUUCAAGACAUGGACCUCGAGGAUGAUAUGGAGAGCGAUGAACAAAGGAAGCGAAAGAAAGGGGAAAGCAUCUCUCUCCCUCCAUUUGGCUUGGCCACUUACAAGAUGCAAGGGAAUGUGUGGGUCUCAGGCAAUUGUGGAAGGGACCAAGAAAGGCUCAUGUCACUAUUGAGCGUGGCUGAUUCUUGGCUAAAGCAACUUAGGGUCCAGCACCACGACUACAACUACUUCACGGCCAUUCCGCGUGGUGGCCAGUGCCACUACUUUUGAAAGAGAAAAAGAAGAAGAAAACAAACUCGAAAGUGAUUGACCACGCUAAAAUCCUCACUUUGGAUAAUUUGGUUUUUGUUGACCUUUGUUUUGGAGUAAAUUGGAUACAAGUCUUGAGGAUUUUGUGGUUGAUUUCUUCUUCGUGCCGCAUGUAAUUGGUUAUUGAUAGGGUGUUUUAGUGUUCAUCCCCAUGUAUGAGAUAAGUAGAGGGUAUGUGAUGACUUUGACUCCUUUUGUUGGGCCUUUUGUAUUUAGUUAGUAGGGAGAGAUGGGUGAGGUUAGAGAGAGGCGCUUGAAUUAUGAGUUUAUAAUAGUGCUUUCUGUAAAUUAUAUUCCCUUGACCAUUUUAUAUAUAUAAAAAAAAAACCUGUGGGAGAUGAGGAAAA
Molecule: messenger RNA, 2464 nt
Organism: Prunus mume (Japanese apricot)
Lineage: Eukaryota; Viridiplantae; Streptophyta; Magnoliopsida; Rosales; Rosaceae
Source: RefSeq, a predicted model, not a curated record